UGUAGGUUUUGAUCAACAAUCGAUCGACGACUGAAUCAUGCUGGUCAUUUGAACGGUCCCAGAUCAGACGUUAUGGCAAAUUGCUGUACAAAAAACGAACAAACAGACAAUUGUACAAUAACUCUAGAGGAUGAUAGUGCUGGGCAUCGAAUAGAGAACUGGCUAGAUGAACAUCCCGAGUUCGUUCAAUCUUACUUUACGAGGAAAGCAAAUCGAACCUUGAUUGAUUCAUGGUUGCACUCACGAUCUCAUGUACGGACUCCCAGUGGAACUCCACCGCCUUCUGGCAGUUCAACUCCUGCCAGAAAGAUUUCGGCUUCUGAAUUUGAAGGUCGAGGGAUUCUGAAACCUUUAUUAAGUGUUGUGGAUGGGCAGCCUAGUUUUCUAUCGCCUAGUGAGCCUCUAAGAGCUCGAUCACCUCAUAGGAACAGAAAAUCUCGCUUGGAGCUUCAGCAACUUGAUGAGAAAGAAGUCUUAAUGGAACUUGUUAAGGAUAUAGCCAACGAUUUAGAUGUUCAAAGUCUUUGUCAUAAAAUUCUACAAAAUGUUAGUUUACUUGUUAAUGGCGACCGUUGUUCGCUUUUCCUCGUUCAAGGCCCCAGAGAAGGGCCUCGCUAUUUGGUGUCAAAAGUAUUUGACGUAAAUGCCGAAUCUAAACUUGAAGACGUUCAAGAGUUAGAGGAAAUUCGGAUACCUUUAGGUACUGGAAUUGUAGGUUAUGUGGCGGAAACUGGAGAAACGGUCAACAUAGCAGAUGCAUACGAGGAUGCAAGAUUUAAUAAAGAAAUUGACAAGAAAACGGGUUAUAAAACCAAAAGUAUUCUAUGUAUGCCAAUUAGUAAUCACGACGGAGAGGUCAUGGGAGUAGCACAAGUUAUUAACAAAACAGGCAAUGAUGCUAAACAAGCCUUCACACAAGAAGAUGAAAAGAUUUUUCACAAAUAUUUAGUAUUCUGUGGUAUUGGAAUUAAUAAUGCAGAACUAUAUGAAAGAGCACAAUUAGAAAUUAGAAGAAACCAGGUUCUAUUAGACUUAGCAAGGACAAUAUUUGAAGAGCAGACAUCACUACAUAACAUUGUUCACAAGAUCAUGAUGAUAACACAAACAUUGCUACAGUGUGAAAGAUGUUCAGURUUACUUGUCGAUCCCUCUUCAAAGACUUUAUUCUCUCAAGCAUUUGAUUUAGAAGCUAAAGACUAUGUACAGAAUGACAGUAGCAAUAAAGAAGUGAAAUUCCCCAUCAAUAUUGGAAUCACUGGCUAUGUUGCUGCAACUGGAGAGACACUGAAUAUUCCAGAUGCGCAUGCAGAUGACAGGUUUGAACCAUCUGUGGAUGAAGCAUCUGGGUUUAAAACUAAAACAAUUCUUUGCAUGCCAAUCAAAAAUGGCUCAGGGGAAAUCAUUGGUGUUGUGCAGCUUCUCAACAAAGUUGAUGGAACAGCAUUCAACACDAAUGACGAAAACCUAUUUGAGGCAUUUGCAAUUUUUUGUGGAAUGGCAAUUCACAGCACAGUGAUGUAUGAGAAUGUAAACAAAGCAAUGGCAAAGAGAAAGGUUGCAUUGGAAGUUUUAUCCUACCAUGCGGCAUCACCAUUAGAAGAUGCUCUAAAACUCAAGGAACAAACCAUUCCUUCUGUCAACACACUUCGUCUAAAUGACUUCACCUUUGAUGAUAAUACAAUCAGUGAUGAAGAGACACUGAAAGGUGUUUUAGCCAUGUUUAAUGACUUGCAGAUAGUCAAUGCAUUUAAUAUCGACCACUUGACACUAUGUCGGUUUGUUCUAACUGUGAAGAAAAACUACAGACCUGUCAUGUACCACAACUGGAGACAUGCAUUUAAUGUUGCUCAGACAAUGUAUGCCAUUCUCAAGAGAGAUUCAAUAGGACCACAUUUUUCAGUUAUUGAGCAGUUUGCUCUGAUUGUGGCCUGCUUAUGUCAUGAUCUUGAUCACAGAGGAACCAACAAUUCAUUCCAAAUCAAGAGUGCAACGCCGCUAGCACAGCUAUACACAACAUCAACCAUGGAACAUCAUCAUUUUGAUCAAUGCAUUAUGAUUCUUAGUGGUCAGGGAAAUGACAUHCUUGCUACAUUAUCAUCAGAAGAGUAUAACACCAUCAUCAAAGUACUGGAGUCAAGUAUCAUAGCAACUGAUCUUGCUCUUUACUUCCAGAGAAGAGGUGACUUCUUUAAAAAAGUAGAGUCCAAAGGUGUUGUCUUUACAGAUGAAAAUUGCAGGGAUUUGAUAAGGGCAAUGUUAAUGACAGCUUGUGAUUUAUCAGCCAUUACCAAGCCGUGGCUAGUCCAGAAAAGGACUGCUCAUCUAGUUGCUGAGGAGUUCUUCCAGCAAGGUGAUCUGGAGCAAAAAGAACUCCAUUCAACUCCUCCACCAACAAUGGACCGACGCAAGAAAGAUGAGUURCCACAAAUGCAAGUUGGUUUUAUAGAUGCUGUUUGUUUGCCGCUCUACAAAGCAUUAGCUGAAUUUGAUAAGAGUUUUGCCCCAUUAAAAGAUGGUUGUCGUGACAACAGAAGACAUUGGCAAAAGCUAGCAGAAGAAUACAAGGCUAAAGAGAUUGAUUGUGUUUGGAAGAAACGGUUUUAAGAGGACUUACAAWUGUAGGGGCCAAAGGGAUGCUGUGGGAACUAAUGAUGUUCACCAUGUAGAGAAACUAGUAGAAUCAUAUUUUACUCUGUAGAUAUCUUAAUAUUGUACAUUGGAAUAUUACAAUUUAGUUGAGCUAUGAAAACGGCUCAUUGUACAUGUUCAUUUAACAUUCAUUAGUAGGUAAUUUUACUAUAAUAUCAUAUGUAGUCUGGUGCUUGUUAGAUGCCCUAUAAUCUUCAUGUGGGUCAAUUAUUUUAUCAAAGGUAACUAUAACUUAUUGUAAUAAAUGGAUUUAAGUUGCUCUUUAUCACACUCUUUGAAAAGCAACACACAAAAGAACUAGGACAGUGAAUUUUUUAUACCCAAUCUAUUCAUGUUCACAAUGCCAAGCCAGACGACAGUAGCCCCUGUAGCAGACRUUUAUUUACAUAUUUAACCUCUAACUGUUUGUAGCAUACCAGAUACAAUACUUUGAGGGUCAGUCAUGCUUUCUAAAGAGCUUGUCAAAGAGUACAGUUGUUGUAAGCUUCACUUUUUUGAAAUAAUUGACCAAAAGACAUAUGGCAUGUAUAAUAUUYUUUCUUAAUCAGAACAACAAGAUGUUAUUAAUAUUAUUUUGAA
Molecule: messenger RNA, 3228 nt
Organism: Exaiptasia diaphana
Lineage: Eukaryota; Metazoa; Cnidaria; Anthozoa; Actiniaria; Aiptasiidae
Product: dual 3',5'-cyclic-AMP and -GMP phosphodiesterase 11
Exons: 23
Coding region: 73-2604 (843 amino acids)
Biological process (GO): signal transduction
Molecular function (GO): protein binding; 3',5'-cyclic-nucleotide phosphodiesterase activity
Source: RefSeq, a predicted model, not a curated record